Molecule: messenger RNA, 1830 nt
Organism: Myotis brandtii (Brandt's bat)
Lineage: Eukaryota; Metazoa; Chordata; Mammalia; Chiroptera; Vespertilionidae
Gene: MPZ
Product: myelin protein zero
Exons: 4
Biological process (GO): myelination
Cellular component (GO): membrane
Source: RefSeq, a predicted model, not a curated record
UCUCAACUGCACAUGCCAGGCUGCAAUUGGUUACUGGCUCAGGACAGCCCCCUCAUACUGGGGCCCUGGGGGAUUUUAAGCGGGUUCCAGGAACCCCCCGCUCAGUUCCUGGUCCCCCACUCUCCCAACCCUGCAGACCCUGCCCCAGCUAUGGCUCCUGGGGCUCCCUCGUCCAGCCCCAGUUCUAUCCUGGCCGCACUGCUCUUCUCCUCAUUGGUGCUGUCCCUGGCCCAGGCCAUUGUCGUGUACACGGACAGGGAGGUCCAUGGCGCUGUCGGCUCCCGAGUGACCCUGCACUGCUCCUUCUGGUCCAGCGAGUGGGUCUCGGAUGACAUCUCCUUCACCUGGCGCUACCAGCCCGAGGGGGGCCGCGAUGCCAUCUCAAUCUUCCACUUCGCCAAGGGGCAGCCCUACAUCGACGAGGUGGGGACCUUCAAGGAGCGCAUCCAGUGGGUAGGGGACCCGCGCUGGAAGGACGGCUCCAUCGUCAUCCACAACCUGGACUACAGCGACAACGGCACGUUCACCUGUGACGUCAAGAACCCCCCGGACAUCGUGGGCAAGACCUCGAAGGUCACACUCUACGUCUUCGAAAAAGGUGCGCGAGGAGACGGAGGACGGGUCUGGGGCCCUGGGAGGCGGGCGGAGGCAGCUGGGACUGACUGCGCCCCUCCCCAGACGCCCGUGCUGUACGCCAUGCUGGACCACAGCAGGAGCACCAAGGCGGCCAGUGAGAAGAAGUCCAAGGGGCUGGGGGAGUCUCGCAAGGAUAAGAAAUAGCGGUUAGCGGGCCGGGCUGGGGCUCGGGGCGCAGGGGCGGAGGCCCCCCAGGGCGCGCAGGUGGUGGUCAUCGAGAUGGAGCUUCGCAAGGACGAGCAGAGCUCGGAGCUCAGGCCCGCAGUCAAGUCCCCCAGCAGAACCAGCCUCAAGAACGCCCUCAAGAACAUGAUGGGCCGGGACUCGGACCCGUGACCAGCCCAGGCCCUGCCAGAGCCGGGGCCGGGCUCCCUUUGCCCCUCUAGCUGCCUGCCCUGCCCUCACUUCCCUCUGAGAUGUAAGUUUCACUCCAAAAUUCAUUCCCCAGGCACGUCAUACUCUCCCCCACCUUCACCCCCUGGCUUUCUGGGAGUCCAGGGCCUGAUCCUACCCUGCACCGCCCCCAAGGACUGUGUGUUUGGUGCCUGUCCCUCCGGCACCGAGAAGAAAGGGACCUUGCUACCCCGCGCCUCGACUCCAGGCCACCUGCACCCGUGCCCCUGCACCCAGCCUGUCCCGCUGCCUCUUCCCUCCCUGACCCUCCCACCCCUCCGUCAGGGGCCCUGCCCUACUGUGUGCUCUCAGCUAACACCGGGUCAUCCAGAUCAGCCUCCCUGCAGGGUUUAUUUCGGUUCUUUUAUUUUUUUUAAUCCAAGCUUGUUGGUUGGUUUGCCGGUGCCCUUGCUCUGACCCCCAUGACUGAGUACCAAUGACGUCAUGUGGAUGUUUCGAUUCCCCGCCCCCAUUACGUCCUUCAGGGAGUCCGCCGGGCGCAGGGCCCCCUGACGCCCGCCUCGGGGGCGGCCGCUCCGAGCACUGUCCUGGGGCUCGAGGUCCUGGGGGAGGAGGGACAACGAUCCUCAGGUCAGGAGUUGAGGAAAGGGGCAGAUGAGCCUUAAGAAAUGACUUUUAAACAACCACACAGAAAGGAGGAAAACAAAUGGGAACUAGGGUGAAAGGGAAGAGGCCACACUCCCAGCCACAGGGGAUUCUUAGAAUUUUUCUACAUUCUGUAUAUUUCUUCUCAACCCCCGAAUGUCCUCAUAUGUUUAAUAAACACUGACAUUUCCAGAA